AUGAAGGCUUACAAUAGCAGAAAGAAAAAGAGUUCAUGGCCAAAGUUGGUGGCUAAAAAAUGGUUGAACACUACGACCAAAGCAGAUGAGUUCCAUGCAGAUGAUAUUUUUGAAGAUCGUUUGAUUGAAAGAUGGAGGAGCCUGUCAGAUAAGGAUUCCUUGCUUUCAAGAAGAGGCUUAGUAGGCAAUAUGUCGAACAAAAUUGAAUCUUUGAGGCAAGCAAGUGUUGAACCAGACAUAGCCCAAGUCACAGAUGUUCAAAAUUUAAGGGCAUUUGUAGGAACAUGGAAUGUAGGGAGUAAAGCUCCUUACAAUGGCCUCAAGUUGGAUGACUGGUUACAUGCAUCGCCUCCUGCAGAUAUAUAUGUUUUGGGGUUCCAAGAAAUUGUGCCUUUAAAUGCAGGGAAUGUCCUAGGUGCAAAGGACAAUGGUCUUGUAGAGAAAUGGCUCUCCCUUCUUCGGCAAACACUUAACAACAACAAAAACCACUGUCCCAGUCCAUUACCUUCCAACCGGAUUGGUGAAGCAAAAACUUCUCCAUUAAAACUGAAGCGAAAGAUCACCCUAGCUGAACAUCUCUCCUUGGGAAGACUAAUUGACAGGGCAGAUUCUAGUAGUUCUUCUCGAUCAAUUUCAUCAGAGGACGAAAGUGGUUUGAGUGGGUCAGAUUCACCCAGCAGUGUUUUCCAUUCUCCAAUGUCUUGCAGUCCCCUGUCAAAUAGAUGCAAUUCAGGUGAAAUAAGUUCCAGAUUGAAUUCAAGUCAGCCAAAUUAUUUUUUGGUAGCUAGCAAGCAGAUGGUUGGCAUAUUCCUUUGUGUGUGGGUGCAUAGUAAUCUGAGACAGCAUGUUCGAGAUUUAAAAGUCUCCUGUUUUGGCCGUGGGCUAAUGGGAUAUCUUGGAAACAAGGGUUCUAUUUCAAUCAACAUGUUAUUUCAUCAGACAUGCUUUUGCUUUGUCUGCACUCAUUUGACAUCAGGACAGAAGGGAGCUGACGAGAUGAGGAGGAAUUCCGAUGUCAUAGAGAUCAUAAAAAGGACACGAUUUCCACAAGCCCGUGAGUCUUUGGUAAAGAAAUCACCUGAAAGCAUUUUGGAGCACGAUCGAGUAAUAUGGCUUGGGGAUUUGAAUUAUCACCUUUCACUUCGCUAUGCUGAAACUAAAAGACUAAUGGUAAUGAGUGAUUGGGAGUCUCUGUUGGAGAAAGAUCAACUUUGCAAAGAGAAGAAAGCAGGGCAUAUAUUCAUAGGAUGGAAUGAAGGGAAGAUAUAUUUCCCUCCAACUUACAAGUAUUGCAGAAACUCAGACCGUUAUACAGGAGAUACUCUUAGAUCAAGAUCAAAGAAACGCACACCAGCUUGGUGUGAUCAUAUACUAUGUUUUUGUAGUAGAGGUGGUAAAACACUCAGGAAAAGCCUUCAGAAGUGUAUUUCUAGGCAAAGUCAUUUAUCCCACAUUCGUUGUGGAGGGGAAAAUUUUGAUAUUUAUAUGUAA
This is a messenger RNA of Cryptomeria japonica (Japanese cedar), 1491 nucleotides long. RefSeq names its product type IV inositol polyphosphate 5-phosphatase 6-like. Gene Ontology annotation, molecular function: phosphatidylinositol-4,5-bisphosphate 5-phosphatase activity; phosphatidylinositol-3,4,5-trisphosphate 5-phosphatase activity; inositol-polyphosphate 5-phosphatase activity. The coding region runs from base 1 to 1491 and encodes 496 amino acids. Gene Ontology annotation, biological process: phosphatidylinositol dephosphorylation. The transcript has 2 exons. Lineage: Eukaryota; Viridiplantae; Streptophyta; Pinopsida; Cupressales; Cupressaceae. The record is from RefSeq and is a predicted model, not a curated record.